Molecule: messenger RNA, 6864 nt
Organism: Scatophagus argus
Lineage: Eukaryota; Metazoa; Chordata; Actinopteri; Scatophagidae
Gene: prr36a
Product: mucin-17
Exons: 6
Coding region: 422-5026 (1534 amino acids)
Source: RefSeq, a predicted model, not a curated record
UCUUUUAUGACCACCACGCUUCGCCUUCAAUCUGCUGCCGGACGUCUCUGUCGUCCCCCCCCCUCACACACACACACACACCAGCACCCCACCCGCCCGGGUCCACCUUUCAUGAAGGGAAAAAGCCUUCCGCCGCCAGUCGCUGCUCAAACGUGGAGGGAAAGACACGGAGAGGGACGCUUGCAGCUGACUGCGCGGCUCCAUUGUUUAGUCCUCUGAAAUUUACGGCUCUGUCGACAUAUUAAGUGCAAUUUGCCUCAGUGCUGGACCAAGAGGGAGGGACUGUUUGUUUCUCCAGGAGUCGGCUGUUGAAAGGACAUUAAAGUGUGACUGGAACUGGCCAUUUGGGACGAGUGUGAGUCCCUGGACCUUGUAAGCAGCAGCAGCAGCAACGUCGGCGUCUACACCUUUGGAGGAGGGAAUGAAACCGGAUGGGGUUACCAUGGAAACAACGGAGCCCAGUGAAGCUGCAGAAGUAGCAGAACCAACCUCAUCGCAGGAGAACAUAUCGGAGCAAGCCCCAUCACAACCAGAGAAAGCUGCAAAUGAUGCGGCUUCAGCGGCCACUCCGAAGACCAAUGGCAAGCCAGUGGCAGCAGACCCCAAAAUAAAACCAAAAGCUGUUGCAAAUAAAACACAGACCACAGCCAAAUCUGCAGGGGCCUCUGGAUCCAACGCACGGUCAGGUAUUGGCCAUCACCGUACGGGGAAUGACGUCAAAUCUUCUAACAAUGUUUCUGCAGCUGCAGUCAAGAAAACGAUGACUACAACAGCGAAAUCAGCAGCAGUUGGAGCUGUACCUAAAAGACCAAUGGGUGUAGCAGCAGUUUCCUCCAUGCUCAAGAACCAAACAAGGGUGCCUGACAAGAAGCCUGUUGGACAGGCCAGGACUACCUCUGUUGCUGCCGUCACAGUAACAAAUGGUACCAAACCAACAACAAUGAAUGGCACUGCUAAGAAGAGACCAGGGACUGAGACUGUUAAUGUAGCUAGACCCAAAAGCACAGCCACUACCGGCAGACCAGCUGUGUCCACUGCCCCGAAACCCAGCACUUCGACCACAGCAAAAGCUGCUGCUGUUGCUGUUUCAAAGACCACCAGGCCUGCUACAGGUCCCACAACAUCUCGACCUGCAUCCACAACAUCCAGACCCACCACAGUUACAACCAAGCCGUCUACCGGUGCAACUGCCAAAACUGUUGCUUCUAAAGUUACCACAGCAUCCUCUACUGGCAGAACCACAGCAGCACAGCCUCCUAAAACUGCUGCUGCUGCUAAGAAAGAUGUCAGUCGACCACCUCCUGCUGCAGUGGCUAAGAAACCUACAACAGCUCCGUCAUCAGCUGCUACCAGAAAACCUGAACCGUCUAAACCCUCAGCCACCGUAAAGGUCAACCCUUCCUCCAAAUGGUCCACAACAGCGAAGGCAGCAGACCUGAAAGUGUCACAGUCCAAAGCUCAAGCUCCUGCGAAAUCUACUCCCACAAAGAAACCUGUAGCUGCUGCUGCUGUUCGGUUUUCCGCCACUAACAAACCACCCCUUGGCCGAACUCCACCUGCUUCUCCAGCCACCAAACCUGCAAACAGCACCACCUCUCAAGCAAAACGUGGCACCAAACCAACUCAGGCGGUCUCACCUUUCACCACGAGCAAGAAGACGGGGUUUACAAAUUCUACCACACCUGCUAUAGAAGCACAGACUGCUGCUGUUACCGUGGUAGCAGCUGCCACAGCAGUGACUGUGCUGACAGAAAGACAGAUGGAAGCUUCAGUGCCCUUACCACAUGGAUCAUCCCUUGCUGCCUCUGCACCAGAGGAGGUCCCUGCUCCAGUCUUAGCACAGGAUACCACACCAGAGGUCGUACCUCAAGAGACUGCCCAAAGCCAUGAAGCUGCUUCCUCUCCUCCACAAAGCCCCGACAGGACAGCCUUACCACAAACCUCCCCACCUCAGGAGCAGCCAGAGGGCAGUGCUGUCUUGCUAACAAUGCAGGAGCAGACGCUGGCCUCGGCAAACCCUGCAUUACUACCUGUGGCCUGCCCUCCUCACCUAUCUGAGGAGCCUGUUCACCUGUUGACAGACCAAGCCCCCUCCACAUCUAAAGCCCUCCCAGCAGCAGCAAAUGCCACCUCUCAGACAGUUCAGGCUACUAAUUUAAAUGAGGAGGAGGAUGAAGAGGACAGGGAGGGAAGCCAGCUGGUUUCUGUCUCUGAAAUGAGUGGAACCACACAACCCACAGAGGACUCUCGUCCUGGGUCAGCUGGUCCAGUAGGGGGGUCUGCUUGGAGGGCCGGUGGCGCCCUGCUCUCUGAGCUAGACUCUGAGGAGGUAAGUGGCAGCCAGCAGGGUGCGUCUGAAUUGAGCGCCCCUGGUGUCUUGGAAGGCACAGAGAGCAUGGAUGAUCUGGGAGAAGGCAGUCUGAAGGGAGCCAUCGACAUGGAAGGAGCCUCAGCAGGUUCACCUGAUUUUGAGAAGGUCCCUGACAUACCAGUUAAUGACUUUGAUGAGGACGAAGAUGAAGACGAUGAUGAUGAUCGGGUGUGCGACAUGGAUGUGGGCUCAGAGAGGGCAGAUGAACCGCAGAGACCUAGGCACGACAAUGAUGUGGACGAUGAGGAGGAGGAUGAAGAUGUAGAGAUGGCCAGUGAGGGGGUGACGGAGAGUGGUCUGGAAAGCUAUGGGAAUGCAGAUGAGGAUGACUUUGUUGAAGAUGACAGGUUGGACAACUUGAACAGAGUGGCCCAGCCACCACCUCCUCCCCUGCUUCCCUCUGCCCCUGCUGCUCAAUGGGACCAACCAAAUCCCUUUGUUGAUCCCUGGGCAGAACCUCCUCAGGCACAGCAGGUGCAUGAGCAAGUCUCCCAGCCCAUACAGGUAGAAGGAGCAGCUGCAGCAAGCCCUUUAGUAGACCCUUGGCAAGCGGACUCUGAGACCACAACUCAUUCUCCAGCCCAAGCCCAAGCAUGGCUAGAACUAGGCUCUGAUCCAUUUGCUUCUGAAAACCAAGAGGUUCCCCAUCAUUCCUCUGUCAAAAAUAAGCCACAAAAUCUAGAGGCCUGUAUGUAUAUGGAUGAGUCGAGCCCAGCACCAAUGCAUACCCUGGCCCCAGCUCCACUCUCUGCCCCAGGAAUGUCUCUGUCAAGCACCCUCAGCAGUGAGACAAGCACACCUGAGGAACUUGGUGACUACAAUCGAGACAGGAAGUUCCCACCUCAAGAUGCACAAGCUGCCGCGCUUUCCCAACAGCCUGACCUGGACUACCAGGACAUGGGUAUUCACAUGGAGAGAGGACACGGGGAGGGAGAGGAGAAGGCAGAAGUGGAGACCCUGCCUGCUGAUGAAGUUCUGGGAGGCCCUGCAAUUGCCCCUGCUUCCAACCUCUCCUCUUCAUCGUCUGCAACAGAGGACGAGGCCAGCGACACAGAGGGAGAAGCUCAGUUGGAUGAUUCCUUGGAGAGUCCAUUGGUUAGCCACGUAACCUUUGACAGUCAACCUACAGCCCAACGUUGCCUGUCCACUGUGGAAGAGGGGGAGGAGGUGGAGAUGGGGGAGUUGGGAAUUGGUGCAGGUGAAGACACCACCCCACCUUCAGCUACAUCUUUGGCAUCUUAUGGCUUUGACACCAUGACCACAGCUUCAAACUCCAAUGCCCAGUCCACAGGAGAGAGCUGUAUCAAAAGCCCUGGCAUCUUCUCCCUGGAAGAGCUGCCUGAGGAGGUCAAGGAGACUCACUUCCAGCCUUGCCUCGCAGAACAGCAGUACAUUGAAUGUGGGAAACAGGAAGUCGAGCCUGCUGAGCAUGUCAAGGAGGAUGUGCCGGGGCCAGAGGAAGCCCUGGAUCCUUCAUCAAAUCCUAGUGCUUUGCUGCAACCAGAGGAAAACCCAGAUGACAUCCAGCCUCCCUACUAUUCUGCUAUCUGUGAAAAGACUGAGAACUCUUUUGCAGGCUUCACUGCACUACCGCAACCUCACCUCCGCGAUCACACAGCAUACCCCAGAACCUGCUGUGACAUCGUCAAACCUCACAGCGCCGCGGUCACCCCACCCAAGUUGGCUUGUGCUGACCUCCCACCCAGGAGCCCCGGGCAGCAGGUGCUGAGUCCCCAGCUCCGCAGACUGGAGCAACACCAGAGGCAGCUGCUGGAGCUGCAGCAGCGCAGGGAGAGACAGAACCAACCACUGGAGGAGGCUGAGCAAGAGAGGAAGAGGAGGGAGGAAGAGGAGCAGAGGAAGAAAAAAGAGGAAGCUGAAGAAGAAAUCAAGAGAAAUAAAGAGGAGGCAGAGGUGAUGAAGAAAGAGGAGGAGGAAACAUUGAGGAAAGAAGAGGAGCUUAAGCAGAGGAGAGACCUUGAACUGCAACUGCAGCAGCAACAACAGGAACUGAAGCAAAGACAACAAAUCAUGCAGUGGCAACAAGAGCUGCAACAGUCUAAUAAAGGUCAGACGGUCCUUCUGUCCCCCUCCUCUGGCCUCUCCACCAUCUAUGAAGCGCUGGAGAAUAGUGGCGAAGAAGAGGAUGAGGAUGAAGAAGAGGGAAUAAAGGAAAUCAAACCCAGUAAACGGAAGGAGCCCAGACAAGUGACAUCAAACAAAGAGAUGGGUGACAGGGUGACAUUAAAUGAAGACGAAUAUCGAGACUCGCCACCAUCCACGGAGACGACUCCUCUCCCAGACUCUCCUCUGACACCCAGCAACACUUACCAGGAUGGAGACAGCUCGCCACCUGAGUCUCCAGAGCAACCUCCACCCCUGGACUUGGACUGGGGGAAGAAAGUGGACAUUGUCCAGCAGCUGAUCAAUCAGUCCCUGCUGCUGAACAGAGAUGGCUGCUCUUCCUUGCUGUUGCUGCCAGGGGGUGCAGGAGGCACACUGAGCCCCCUGGAGAGCAGCCUGUGGCCCAGCCUGUUGCCUCCACUCACCCCUCCCUCUGCCACUGUCACCUCUGUCAGUAGUUUCUCCCCAGAGGCCACUGGGAGCUCCCCACAAGGCGAGUGGACAGUUGUAGAGCUGGAGACACAUCACUGAGGAGACGGGAGAGUGUGAUUUCAACAUCUGUAGUACUGCAAUACAUUAACAACAGUCAUACAGGGAAGAUAACACAAGUGCUGUCUUUUUAUGCACACAUACACAUGAGAAUUCAAGACCGGAAGGGGCAGUCAACAGGGUGACAUACACACGUAUACAGGACAGCCCAUACACACAACUAAACAAACAAAAUUAGCAUAUUAGUAUUUACUCCUGGAAAACAGCUGUACAGACUGUAGAAAAUAUUUGACCGGGGCAAUGUGGAAAAAUUGCAAAAACAAAAAGAAAUUCUUUGGCAUUGAUAUACAUCACAACAUCUGUUAACAUAAGACUAACUAGGUCACUCAGUUUAUGUUAUUUUAUGACACCAUUGUACUGAAAUUAUUUCAGGAAAAUAACCUGAGCGAAAUUAGUAAUUGCUUAGUAAGUGUUGAAUUAGAUGGUAUAUCAUGGUUCACAACAUGUUUAAAAAAAAUGUGUGUCAGAUCACAAAAAUAAACAAUUAGUGAUAUUGAUAUACUGCCCAGCCCUGUAAGUAGAUCACUGGUACCCAACCAAUAAGGGGUCACUCUGAAUUCUGAGGGAUUGCCUCAGAAGAGCAGAAAAACAGUUUCUGCUACCCCCUUUUUACCCUUUUUAAAUUACAUAAUAAUUUAAGGUAUUGUAGAUUUUAAAGGUAUUCAAAUGCACUACUUUGAGAGGAAAGUUGAUCAGAUCAGAACUAAAAAGUUAGAAACAAUUGCUGUAGAUUCACUUGGGCCACACAGGAAUUUCUAACUACUGUGAAAACAAGCCCAACAGAUUCCAGUGCUAGAUGGAUUCAAGGGUUGGCUGUUUUCCCAUGAAUCGAUGCUGUUUAUUGGUGAAUAAAAGGUGGAAAAACUUCUUGCCCCUAAUUAGGACUCUCAGGCAGUGCCUACCCAGACUACUACCCUCAAGAAAGUAAGUGGUUAUCUUUAUGAGGACUGGAUUAAGGUUGAGAUGCGGUUAAGUCUCUGGAUUUUAGUCCAGAGUCCAAGCUCUAUGCACCCUACUUUUGUUUCUUAAAUUACAUUUUUUUCAGAUCAUAUUUAUUCACUUAGCUGUUAAAUUUUCUGCAACUACAGUACAUUCUGAUUACCAAGUGAAAUGUGUCCAUAGUGUUUAGUAUUUUAUAUUUAGUCAUAUUUUUGGGCUUGUUUACUUAUUUUCCAGACAUUUCGUAAUAUAAAACAGACUUUACACUCUUUAAGCACAUGAUGCAUUGAGUAUUUUAAUAUAAUAACUACCUCCACGUUGAUAAAACUCCCAAAUUUACAAAGCAUUGACUCGGGACAUGCCAGUUGUAGUGACAACGCUGCCUACGAGUCUGUUCGUGUGGUGCUGCUAGUUACGAACCUCAACACCAAUGAGAUAUUCAGCACCUCUCUCACCUCACACUCACAAUCCUACACACUGACUGUAAUAUCACACUUAAGUCCUUUAAACUCACACACCUGAAAUGUGAUUACUGAUUCCCAUGAUGCAUCACUGCUACUGACUUUACAGGGUUGGAACUGGACUCUUUUCUUGAUGCCAAAUUUCUGUACCAUUGGUGGCCAUACACUCACACACCAACCGUGCCAAAUGGCGACGCUCAAUCGAUGGAAAAAAAAACAAACAAACAAACCAACUGAUUAACAGUUGUUGUUGUAUUGGUUGUUUUACUUUGUGUUCCUCACCUGUAGUCCCAGUUAUGAAGCCGCAACUGUUUGUGAUCAUGAAAAUGAGAAUACACUGGAGAUGUCUUCCUACUGAAUACUUAUGAAGCAACACAGAUUCCCAAAUUUACGAGAUUGCACUUCAUCAAGUUCCUAAUG